This is a messenger RNA of Hemiscyllium ocellatum (epaulette shark), 5950 nucleotides long. RefSeq names its product thioredoxin reductase-like selenoprotein T. Lineage: Eukaryota; Metazoa; Chordata; Chondrichthyes; Orectolobiformes; Hemiscylliidae. Gene Ontology annotation, cellular component: endoplasmic reticulum membrane. Gene Ontology annotation, biological process: cell redox homeostasis. Gene Ontology annotation, molecular function: thioredoxin-disulfide reductase (NADPH) activity. The transcript has 6 exons. The record is from RefSeq and is a predicted model, not a curated record.
CCACCCCCCCCCCUCGGUCUCCGCGGUGACGCUCUGCAGCGACGAUGGCUCCGCCGGGUAUGGCCGCGCUCUCCCUCCUGCUGUUCGCCCUCACCUGCCUGGGCAGCCUCGGACAGGGGCUGGCCGACAAGCGCCUCAAGAUGCAGUAUGUGACCGGCCCGGUGCUGCGCUUCCAGAUCUGUAUCUCCUGAGGGUACAGGAAGGUGUUUGAGGAGUAUACGCGGGUUAUUAGCCAGCGGUAUCCCGACAUCCGUAUCGAAGGAGAAAAUUACCUUCCACAACCUAUCUACAGACACGUAGCAUCCUUUCUAUCAGUCUUCAAGCUGGUCUUAAUAGGACUAAUUAUAGUUGGUAAAGACCCCUUUCCUAGUUUGGGCAUGGAAACACCUAGCAUUUGGCACUGGAGUCAGCAGAACAAGAUCUAUGCAUGUAUGAUGGUGUUCUUCCUCAGCAACAUGAUUGAAAAUCAGUGUAUGUCUACAGGUGCAUUUGAGAUUACAUUAAAUGAUGUUCCAGUAUGGUCCAAACUAGAGUCUGGCCAUCUUCCAUCCAUGCAACAGCUUGUGCAAAUUCUGGACAAUGAAAUGAAGCUCAAUGUACACAUGGAUUCAAUCCCACUGCAUCGAUCUUAGCUAGAUCUUAAGGCAUUGAAUAGCCUUUUUUGUAUUUUAGAGGAUGUUUUCUAAGAAUGGUAAGCCUGAUGAUUAUGAAGGACUGCGCUUAAAGCAGCACUGACUGUUUGUGCAGACUGGAUGCUCCCCAUCAGUCAUACCGGUCCUUUGAAAACCUCCUCUGAAAGCUGGAAAGGACCUCAAUGCUCAGAUACACUGAUCAUGUUCACCUUGUAGUGUACUGCACAUAUAUCAAAUUGUAAUAUGAACAUAGUUUCUUUUUUUAUAUGUAAUUUAAUAUGACUUUAUGGUGACAUUUAAUGAAAUAAUACAGAUGGCAAAUAACAGUUCUGUUAUUUUGUGUUUUAAAUGAGUGGUAUACUAUAAAUUUUAUGUUUGAUAUUGUAAUUUAGAAUUUAAUUAUAAUUUAAAUGCAGGCACAUUUAACCUGUACCCUGGUGUAAACCUGUUCAAAUCCACACUAUGUAGGAGGUUAUGGUUGACCUUUUUGUACCUAGUAGGAGUGUUAUUAAUUUGAAAUCAUACACUGAAAUAUUUGCCAACAGGGAAAAAGCUUUUUUUUUUGUUAUGCCCUAUACUAGAGCUUCCAAUUAGCCUGAAUAUUAUUUUUCAUGUGAUUGAGAAAAUGGCCAUUUCAGUUCAUACAAUAUUGGUUAAAAAAGACUUGAUGCAUAAAGAGUCUUGUUUCAGGAGGUGAAACUAGCCUUGUAGCAAAAGAUAGUGCUGGUGGAAAGCCCAUUUAAAUAUGUCUGAUUUGCAUGGAAUAAUAUAACCACAAAAAUGAUCCCUGGACCUUGAAUUGGAGAACCAGCAUAUAAGAAUGAAAAAUUCAAGUUUUAACACAGUGCAGUGAAAAGAUGAAACUGGAAUUCAAAAGGUGAUGCAGAGGUCAAGUGUCUCAAACCUAUUUGGAAUACAUAUUGAGUCCAUGACAACUUUGGAUCAACUAUAAACUGGCCCAUUGAGCUCAUUUGUAAGGGGAACAAAAAGAAAUCACACGUGGCCAGCACUUUUGAAAUUUAGUUUGAAAUGAAAUGGAGUAAACAUUUUUGGCCAAAGUUCAAUUCGAUAAUGCCAUUGCAGCUCUUUGAAAUUUUAUUUUCUUGUCUGCCUUUGAUUAUUUGUUUUACCGGAAGAAAAAUUUUACUGAGUUUUAUUUUCUGAUGUCUCAUUUUGUUCUUUGUGAAUCUUGUCAUUUGCCUACUAUGUUUUGGUGAAAGGAUAAACAUCUACAACAUUCCCUAACAACCUUUUGUGGGGUGCACUGUGCUAAAAUUAGAGGUGAUGCACAUUGUCCCAAUUAAAUAGUUUAAAAUAUUUCUGGGCAACAUUCUGUCUGUAUCAAUUUGCAAUAUCAAAUAGAACAUAAAAUAUAUCAAUUCAGUGAAUUAUUGGUUACCACUCACUAAACUUUGAGGGAUAAAUGGAAAGAAAACAUGGGCAGCCCUCAAAAUCAUUCCCAUGAAUUCUCAACAGAUUUCUCUUCCUCACCAUGUGACCUUUUUUAAGUGGGUGGGAGUGAUGAGUGAGUUCCAGUGGUGAGGAACAAGAAUAAACACCAUAAAAUAAAUCAGCACAAAUCAUAAAGUUACUCCUCUUGCAGUAAAAUUUCAAUUUUAGAUGUAUCAGAUUUUCAAAAGAAUUAUUUUGUACUUGGUCACAGCACUGAAAGAUUUAAGAUGAGAUUGCCAGCAUGUGACUUUCACAGCUUUAGUUUUGUUGAUCUAUAAUAAUUUCUUCAAUAUGGAUUAUUUCAAACUGUAUGUAUCUGUGCAUUCUGUACUAUCUUAAACUCAUUAGAAAAUGCACUUUAUUUUUAAAGAGUAUUUGAUAUCUUUCCUUUAGUAAAAAAAUCCCUUUAGCCAUAGUUCCAUACAUAAAUGAGAAAAAAAGUGUCAUUAUUCCUCAUACUGCUUAAAGAUUUGAAUUACUUUAAAUCUUUGAAUUCACAUGAUGUAAGAAUAUCUUGUUGAGUGUAUUUUGAACAGUCAUGUGUUGUGUUGCUCUUUGAAUUUAAUUGCAAAUUUUUUCCUCCUUGCUUUAUCUGAAACAACAUUUGUGACUUGCCUAAACCAUCUUUCUUGUCUUGUUCUGCAUCCUCAUCUUUUGAGAACAAGUUACACAAUAUCAUCUUUCGUAAAUUUCUUCUCAAACCUUUCAAUAAAGUCUGCUUUUGAAACACAAGGGCAUUGAUUUCACCAAGAUGCUUGAUUUAUAGUGCUUUUUCUAAAACAAGUAAAUGGGGGGAAAAGUGACAUUUAUCUUUGUCUCUCUUUUUUGUUCUUUCUCCAUCAAAAAGCUGAUGCUUUUUACCCUGUACUGGCUAACCUGCUAUUAACACAAAUUCAGACUGAGAAACUGAUUAAUCCAUGAUUAUGCUAUUUACUGAUAGUCAAACACAGGGUAAAUUAGUGUGUUUUAUAUUUAGCUAUGCAGGUGGAGUGUUCAUUCUUAAUGUAUUUAAACAUUGCAUCCAAAAUCUGAGUUGCAUCUUGUGGUUCUGCUUUUGUCCGGACAAAGCAGUCGCUUUCUGAUUAAAGUAUUCUAGCUGUAACAAGCUUGGUAAUGCCACGUUGUAUUGGGUGUGUCAAUAAGGUGAGUUGAAACUGCAAUGAUUUUGGUGGUACUGAAUUUUAAACUUGGUCACCCUGUCUAAUCCUACCUCAAACAAGAAACUCCUUAUCUCUGUUGCCUUGGGUAUUCUGGAAAAAUUAUUUGGAGUAUGUUUCCAUUACUGACCUUGAAAUGUUGAUCUUCUGAAGUAAGAGCUGCAAAUUUUAAAGAACAAAUUCUAUUUGCAUUUAAUGAAUGAGAUAUUUCAUAAUAGCCAGGUGCUAUUCAAGAAUGGUUUUUAAAGGUGGAAAGAGUCAAGAGUUAUACAGACUGGAAACAGAUCCUUCAGUCCAUUACAUCCAUGCCGACCAGAUAACCUAAAUUAAUCUCGUCCCACCUGCCAGCAUUUGGCCCAUAUCCCUCUAAACCCUUCUUAUUCAUGUACCCACCAGUUGCAUUUAAAUGUUGUAAUUAUACCAGCCUCCACCAUUUUUUUGGCAGCUCAUUCCAAAAAGGCACCAUUGUUUGUGUGAAAAAGUUGCCUCAUCCUAAACCUAUGCUGUCUAGUUCUGGACUCUUCCCCCAUCUCCCCACACCCAACCCAAGGAAAUUACAUUCUCUAUUUACCCAAUCCAUGUGCCUCAUGAUUUUAUAAACCUCUAUAAGGUCACUUCUCAGCCUCUGGUGAUCCAGGGAAAACAGCACCAGCCUAUUCAGUCUCUCUGUAUAGCUCAAACCCUCCAACCCUGGCAACAUCCUUGUAUAUCUUUUCUGAACCCUUUCAAGUUUCACAACAUCCAAACUAUAUUGGAGACCAGAAUUGCACUCAAUAUUCCAAAAAUGGCCUAAUAUCCUUCCAGCCGCAACAAGUCCUAUACUCAAUGCUCUGACCUAUCUAUCUGAGACUAUACUUUCAAGGAACUAUGAGCCUGCUCUCCAAGGUCUUUUUGUUCAGCAACAGUCCCCAGGACUUUACCAUUGUGUAUAAGUCCUGUUCUGAUUUGCCUUUCCAAAAUACAGCACCUCACAUUUAUCUAAAUUAAAAUUCAUCUACCACUCCUCGGCUCAUUGGUCCAUGUGAUCAAGAUCCCAUUGUACUCUGAUGUAACCUUCUUUGCUGUCUUCCGCACCUCCAAUUUUGGUAUCAUCUGCCAGCUGACUAACUGUUCACAUCAAAAUCAUUUAUAUAAAUGAUGAAAAGCAGUGGACCCAGCACCAAUCCUUGUGAUACACUCCUGGUCAAGGCCUCCAAUUUGCAAAACAACCAUCCACCACCUCCCUUUGUCUUCUACCCACAUGGUUAGUUCUCCCUCUCUUCUCUGUGAUCUAACCUUGCUAACCAGUCUAUCAUGAGGAACUUUGUCAAACGUUUUGCUGAAGUCCAUACAGAUCAUAUUCACCACUCUGCCCUCAUCAAUCCUCCUCGCUGCUAUUUGCAAAACCUCAAUCAACUUAGUGAGCCAUGAUUUCCCACUACAAGGCCAUGUGACUAUCCCUAAUUAGUGCUUGCUUUUCGAAAUACAUGUGAAUCCUGUCCCUCAGGAUUUCCUCCAAUGACUUGCCCACCACCAACAUAAGGCUCACUGGUCUAUAGUUGCCUGACUUUUCCUUACCAUCUUUCUUAAGUAGUUGCACCACAUUAGCCAACCUCCAGUCUUCCGGCACCUCCCCUGUGACUAUCAAUAAUUCAAAUGUCUGAGCAAGGGGCCCAGCGAUCACUUCCCUAGCUUCCCAUUGAGUUCUAUGGUACACCUGAUCAGAUCCUGGGCAUUUAUUCACCUUUAUGCAUUUCAAGACAUCCAGCACCACCAUCUCUGUAGUAUGGACAUUUUUCAAGAUGUCAUCAUCUUUCUCCUCACAUUCUGUAUCUUCUAUGUCCUUCUCCACAGUAAACACUGAUGCAAAAUACUCAUUUAAUAUCUUCCCCCAUCUCCUACCGUUCCAUACAAAGGCUACCUUGCUGAUCUUUGAGGAGUCCUAUUCUCUCCCUAGUUACCUUUUUGCCCUUAAUGCAUUUAUAGAAUUCCUUUGGAUUCUCCUUCACCCUAUUUGCCAAAGCUAUCUCAUGUCCCUUUUUGCCCUCCUGAUUUCCCUAUUAAGUUUAUUCCGACCGCCUUUAUACUCUUCUAAGGAUUCACUUGAUCUCUGCUGUCUAUACCUGACAAAUGCUUCCUUUUUCUUGAUCAAAACCUCAAUUUCUCUAGUCACCCAGUAUCCCCUACACUUGCUAACUUUGCCUUUCACCCCAACAGAAACAUACUUUUCUGGAUACUCCUCGCAAUUUUGAAGGCUUCCCAUUUUCCAGCUGUCCCUUUAUCUGCGAACAUCCACACCCAAUCAAUGUUUGAAAGUUUUUGCCUAAUAACAAGAAAAUGUUGUUGUGGUUCUGUUCGCCGAGCUGAGAGUUUUUGUUGCAAACGUUUCGUCCCCUUUCUAGGUGACAUCCUCAGUGCUUGGGAGCCUCCUGUGAAGCGCUUCUGUGCUGAUUCCUCCGGCAUUUAUAGUGGUUUGAAUCUGCCGCUUCCAAGAAAAUGUAUUUCCCAGUAAUGCCUGCUUCCCUAUUAAAUCCUCAGUUUAAAUUUAUUCUUUGUUGUUAUAAACUGCAAUAGACUGCCUUAUCUCACUCGCAUCUUAAUCGUUUUGUGUCUAAAGGGUAAAUUUGCAGGUUGUCUUUUGUUUGCUCAGUGCUUUCUAGGUCCAUGUGAAUUUGUAGGAAGGGACUGUAUGCAUUCUUGAAAUGACUGAAAUAAAGCCACCUGUACUGA